Molecule: messenger RNA, 1719 nt
Organism: Paramisgurnus dabryanus
Lineage: Eukaryota; Metazoa; Chordata; Actinopteri; Cypriniformes; Cobitidae
Source: RefSeq, a predicted model, not a curated record
CGCAACUGAGUGAAAGAUCUUCAUACUUCACAGUCUGCUUCAGGACUCUGUCUUUACUCUCUUCUGAUGGAUUUACUCUCUUUAAGAAACUUCAGUGAAAUGUUGAUCAUCUUUGGACUGAUGCUGGUUCUGCUUCACACUGGCUCAUGUGUGGAUCAGAACUGCAGUUUUAAUCAGACAGAAACCUGUUAUGCAGCUCUGGGAGACAAACUCUCUCUACGGAUGUUUCAGGAUAUUCAUAUAAUUAAACUGGAAUUAAAGAAAGAAGAGACUUUGAUUUAUAAAUUACACAAUAACAGAAUCUUUAAAUUUGAUUUUUAUUAUAACAGAUCUGACAUUACAUUAUCUGAUGGCAGUAAUGACACUGUGAUUAUAAACAGUGUGACCAGAGCUGAUUCAGGGAGAUACACAUUAAUCCUUACUGACUCACGGGGCAAAGAAACAUCUACAGGACUUCAAGUGAAUGUUGAAGCUCCUAUUGGCUCAGUGAAUGUGUCAGUCGAAUGCAUCAGUGGGGUGAGGUGGGCAUACUGCUCCUCUGAGGGGGAUUCACUCUUCUUCAACUGGACUCUGAAUGGACAACCACUACCACAAGAAAAUAAGACCACCAUUAAUCUGAAUGGGAACACUUCUGGAAACCUCAUCUGCAGCGUGAAGAACCACAUCAGUCAUGGAGAGAAGAGCAUCACUGUAAACUAUUGUACCGUAGGUUCAGUCUCUUUGACGUUUGUGAUAGUGUGGACCUUACAGAUGAUAUUUCUUCUGCUUCUGUUAGGAGGCUUUCACAUCUACAUCAGAAAGCGCACCAGCACACAAACACCAGGAGAGAAACAGUUCUGAAAUACAGAAGAAAAAAGAAGAAAUAAUUCUGUAUGAAAACUGAAACAAGAUUACAGAAUAACAUCGACAGACACAAGCAGAUUUCAUCACAUAUAAGAAAUAUUUUUACAAUGUCAAGGAUUUUCACAUAAAUAGAGCUUUAACGUUGAGCAACAGCACAAUAUUAUGAUAUUAUUAUUACUGUGACUUAUUUUAGUUUCUUAAAAUGUUUAUGUACAGUGCUGCAGCUGCUUAGUGUAAGUUGUAGCAUAAUGGUUUGCAAGUCGGGCUUGUAACCCGAGAGUUGCUGGUUCGAGUCAUAGCUGCUCACUGAUCCAAGUAUGUGUUCACUACUCAGAUGCAGAUGUCACAUUCCAAGGAUGGGUUACCAUACGUUGGCAAAUAUGUCACUUUCACUUGCUUAAGUUUGUCUGUACUUUAUCUUGUUUUCCAAAUGAAAUGUAAAACUGCACUAGACUCAGAAUUACACAAUUAGGUUUAUCUGCAGUUUUAACAAUGAUUUUUAUUAUAUAUACUGGAAAAUCAUUUAUCCAUCACUGUAUAGUUUAGUAUCAGUUUUAACUUUUUUACAUUAUGUCCUGAAUAAUCUGUAUAUAUAUUUAUUCAUUUUGUUCAGUUAUCCUGUGAAUUUCUUUAUUAACGUGAGUCUUGUGCUGAAUCCGAAAGUUUAGGCAGCUUAAUUAUUUUGCCCUGCUGCCUUAUGAGGCAAUCAAUUUGUCACCACGAAUGCAGCUCUGGGAAACACAUUCGAACGGCCUAUAGGCAGCAUAACAGAAUUCUGUUUAAAAUAUAUACAGAGAGCAUUUUGUGAUAACUAAUUGAAUAUUUAGAAAUAAAAAUUUCUUGCUAAAAAUGCCUUGGUCUCACAUUGUGUGGUGU